AUGCUCCCUCUCGGAAUUCGCCUGGGAAACCAGCGCCGGUACCGCCACCCACCCUCUGCAAAUACGAACGGCACAGAUUCUGGUAGGGAUGAGUCUAUCCCAGAUCCAGAACCUCAAGUUUUCAAUCCUAGUCUAGCGGAUGUAUUCAAAGUUCGGCAUUUGUUGCAAUGGAGCCUCCCACGCAGUCUACCCGAGGAGCUCGUCGAUAUAAUCGUCGAUGCUGCGGAAUAUUGGCCUUCGAUAGAGCACAGGAUGGAAGACCGGCGGAUCAUUCAGAAAGACUGUGAUCAAGUUUUGCUGAAGACGGUUCCCCUCUGCUAUGAUCGGAAUAGCUUGGGGCAAGAAUCAAGUCCUACCCCUCUACCCCAUCGCGGAAUACACCCUUGCCGCAAGAUAGUCUUCAAUAUCUCAUCUCAUGACCAAGGCGGCGGGCCACGCCGCGACAACAUGUAUGAGUCUUCGUGGACCUGGUUUGAUGCCGAAGUUAUUCAUGGUGCCCAUACGAGGAACAUGUAUGUCAAUGGAGUUGAACAAGAGAUCCUCGAUAAUGAGCGUGGACAAGUCCGAAAACACUAUACGGAGGCAGAUGCGCUGCUGUUGCCGCGUGAGAACAAACUGCAAGGCAACGGGGCCAACGUGAGCGACAUGCAGCACAAUACGAUUGUUUGGGACUAUCGAGACGAUAUCCAAGCAGAUUCAGCCGAGGCACUUGAGAUUGAGAAGACUCAGGGUCGUGGUCGGCUUAAUCUUGAUGGACAUGGAGUGCGCGAGUUGGAGGUUGGCGAUUCAAUUGCCCUUUGGGCUCGAGCAAGAUUUCCCGGCUGGUCAAACCACGUUCAUCGAGCGAGCGUGAGGAUAUACUGGGCUGUAUGA
This is a messenger RNA of Penicillium vulpinum, 873 nucleotides long. RefSeq lists its product as uncharacterized. Lineage: Eukaryota; Fungi; Ascomycota; Eurotiomycetes; Eurotiales; Aspergillaceae. Bases 1 to 873 code for a protein of 290 amino acids. The record is from RefSeq and is a predicted model, not a curated record. The transcript has 2 exons.